AUGAGUCAAGGAAGGAGACCAGUGAGAACUUAUCACCACAACUCUAACUACCGUGAUAAUCGUUCAGCUUUAUUCACUGGUGCUCAGUCUUCAGGAAGUUCACCUGCACAACUAAGAGCAAAUUCUACAAAAUACCCAACGAAUACCCAUUUAGAUCUAGAAAGUCAAAAUGAUGAUAAAAUCGAGGGGUUGACAGGAAAAGUAAAACUUUUAAAAGAGAUCACACUUAGCAUCGGUGAAUCAGUGAAGGAAUCUAAUUCACUUAUAAGUUCAAUGGUAUGGUAA
Diversispora eburnea is the source of this 285-nucleotide messenger RNA. The record is from the annotation of a GenBank genome assembly. Lineage: Eukaryota; Fungi; Glomeromycota; Glomeromycetes; Diversisporales; Diversisporaceae.